This is a messenger RNA of Arabidopsis thaliana (thale cress), 694 nucleotides long. RefSeq names its product alpha/beta-Hydrolases superfamily protein (gene MEE69). NCBI's taxonomy places the organism in Eukaryota, Viridiplantae, Streptophyta, Magnoliopsida, Brassicales, Brassicaceae. The coding region runs from base 79 to 489 and encodes 136 amino acids. The transcript has 2 exons. The record is from RefSeq and is marked reviewed.
AUAAAUGAAAAACAACAAAACAACCACAACAUUAGAAGAAAGCAAAAAGACAAAUAUCAAUCAAUUGAGAAAGAGAACAUGAAACAUUAUGUUCUUGUUCACGGCGGUUGCCACGGCGCAUGGUGCUGGUACAAGGUCAAACCGGUGCUGGAAGCUUCAGGCCACCGUGUAACCGUUGUUGAUCUUACGGCUUCUGGUGUGAACAUGAGCAAAGUGGAAGAGAUUCAGACUUUGGCGGAUUACGCUAAGCCGUUGCUUGAAGUUCUCGAGUCGUUUGGUUCAGAGGAUAAGGUUAUCCUCGUUGCACAUAGCCUCGGAGGGAUAUCAGUUGGUCUUGCAGCUGACAUGUUUCCUAGUAAGAUCUCUGUUGCUGUCUUCAUAACCUCUUUCAUGCCUGAUACAACGAAUCCACACCUUUUUAUGUUUUCGAAAAGUUUCGUGGGAGCGUUGUGGAGUUUGAGACAUAUGGGACACAUGAUCGUCCUCUAACCACUAUUCUUCUUGGAACUAGUGUACUUAGCCAAGAAGAUGUAUCAACUUUCUCCAGUCGAAGAAUUAGUAGUAGCAAACUUCAGCUUUCAACUACCAUGAUAGGCAAAGAUGUUUCAUCGGGGUGACUAUUUUUUAUAUGAAUAAGAUUCCUGUAAAAAAAACACUCAUUUCUACAACAAUAGCAUUGUCAAGAUGAGAUAAU